This is a messenger RNA of Callorhinchus milii (elephant shark), 2143 nucleotides long. RefSeq names its product cholinergic receptor, nicotinic, alpha 7a (neuronal) (gene chrna7a). NCBI's taxonomy places the organism in Eukaryota, Metazoa, Chordata, Chondrichthyes, Chimaeriformes, Callorhinchidae. The coding region runs from base 213 to 1718 and encodes 501 amino acids. The record is from RefSeq and is a predicted model, not a curated record. Gene Ontology annotation, cellular component: neuron projection; postsynaptic membrane; synapse. The transcript has 10 exons. Gene Ontology annotation, biological process: nervous system process; regulation of membrane potential; chemical synaptic transmission. Gene Ontology annotation, molecular function: acetylcholine-gated monoatomic cation-selective channel activity; transmembrane signaling receptor activity.
GGCAUCAAUACGCACGCAUCGUCUUCUCAUCUUACGCUGUUUUCUCUCUGCCCUCCCCUUGUUAUUUCUGAUAUAAACUGGGAGGUUUCAUCCGCUGGAGCCCAGAAAGCUCUGUGCGUGUGCGUGUGUGUGUGUCUCGCCAGCCUGAGGACAUUGCUCCAAACUUCUCUGAACGAUUAGUCUUAUUGCAGAGCUCUCCCGCAAAAUAAGCCAUGACUCUCCGGGAUUGUGCCCUCUGGAUUUUCGUAUUUAUCAGCUUGCUGCACGUGUCCAGGCAGGGCGAGUACCAGAGGAAGCUGUACAGAGAGUUGAUGAGGAAUUAUAACAGCCUGGAGAGGCCAGUGGCCAACGACUCUCUGCCCCUCACAGUCCAUCUCACUCUCGGCCUCAUGCAGAUCAUGGAUGUAGACGAGAAGAAUCAAGUGCUGACCACCAACGUCUGGCUCCAAAUGCAAUGGAAUGAUUACUAUUUACAAUGGAAUGUGUCUGAGUACCCUGGAGUAAAGAAUGUCAGGUUCCCUGAUGUGAACCUUUGGACUCCAGAUAUUCUUCUAUAUAACAGUGCUGAUGACCGGUUUGAUGCCACGUUUCAUACCAAUGUUUUAGUGAAUUCAACAGGACACUGCCAGUGGAUACCACCAGGGAUUAUGAAAAGUUCUUGCUACAUAGAUGUGCGUUGGUUUCCCUUUGACAUCCAGAGGUGUGAUCUUAAAUUUGGCUCUUGGACCUAUGAUGGCUGGCUGCUAGACCUGCAGAUGCUAGAUGCUGACAUCAGUGGCUACAUUCCCAAUGGGGAGUGGGAUCUUGUGGGAAUGCCUGGGGAAAGAACUGAAUCAUUCUAUGAAUGUUGUCAGGAGCCAUAUCCUGCCGUAACCUUCACUGUUGUUAUGAGACGCAGGACACUCUACUAUGGAUUAAACUUGCUCAUUCCCUGUGUCCUUAUCUCAGGCCUGGCUUUGCUGGUCUUCUUGCUACCUGCUGACUCCGGGGAGAAAAUUUCUUUGGGGAUCACAGUUUUAUUAUCACUUACUGUCUUUAUGCUCCUUGUGGCAGAGAUCAUGCCUGCAACUUCAGACUCUGUCCCAUUAAUUGCUCAAUACUUUGCCAGCACUAUGAUCAUUGUCGGUCUGUCAGUGGUUGUCACUGUUUUUGUGUUGCAAUAUCAUCACCAUGAUCCAGAUGGUGGCAAAAUGCCGAAUUGGACUAGGAACAUUUUGUUGAACUGGUGCGCCUGGUUUCUGCGCAUGAAAAGACCAGGUGAGGAUAAAGUUCGCUCAGCUUGUAAUCAAAAGCAGCGACGAUGCAGUGUGUCCAGUGUGGAGAUGAAUACUGUGCCUGGCCAGCAAUCUGUCAAUGGAAAUCUACUCUAUAUUGGCUACAGGGGUAUGGGAGGAAUUCACUGCACCCCAACCACCGAUGACUCGGGGGUCAUCUGUGGUAGAAUCGAUUGCCCUCCAACGGAGGAUGAUCACUUAAUCCACAACUGUCACCCUUCUGACCCAGAACUGUCUAAAAUCUUGGAUGAAGUAAGGUACAUUGCCACCAGGUUUAGAGACCAAGAUGAGAAUGACUCUAUAUGUAAUGAGUGGAAAUUUGCAGCCUCUGUAGUAGACAGAUUAUGUCUUGUAGCUUUUUCUGUUUUCACGAUCAUCCUUACUAUAGGUAUUUUGAUGUCUGCCCCAAACUUUGUUGAGGCAGUGUCCAAGGAUUUUGCUUAACACAUUACAAUGUGCCACGAAUUACACUAAUACAUCGUUGCUGUUCUAUAAUAAAGUGAUGUUUUAAAUGAAGAGGAAGAAAUUGUGUAUUGAAUUUGAGGUGCAUAGUCCAAUGCUUGCCCUGUGAAUGUUAUGUGGGUCACAAAAUGUGAUCCCAAGUGCCAUAUUUAAUGAAAUUCACUAAAGUCAACUCUAAUGAAUUGGACACAUGUCAAGUCUAAAGUGGAUUAAACUCAAGCCUUCAAGUUAUUUUUAUUCUUGUGAUCUUCUGGUUCACUUUGAUUUCAAACUGAUGAUAUCAAAUGACAAAACAUAUAAGGUUCAAAAAACGCUCUUAAUCUAAUUUCACUUAUUGCAAAAAUCCUGUUUAGUUGUAAGACUCUUAAGAACAAUAUCUACUGCUGAACAAGCAAAUAUAUAAUAAU